CUGGCCGUGUCUCUGCAGUACCUGGAGUCCGUGCACCCGCUGCUGAAGGAUGAGAAGUACCGCGAGAUGGUAGUCCUGGCCCAAGCCUUCCAGCAGCACACAGCUCCCAGGCUGCAGAAGUACCUGGUCCUCAAAUCUUGGUGGGCAACCAACUAUGUGAGCGACUGGUGGGAGGAGUACGUCUACCUGCGUGGACGAGGCCCCAUCAUGGUCAACAGCAACUACUACGCCAUGGAUUUCCUGUACGUGACACCCAGCCCCCUGCAGGCAGCCCGGGCUGGCAACUUCGUGCACUCCAUCCUGCUCUAUCGGCGGAAGCUGGACCGCGAGGAGAUCCCCCCGGUGAUGGCGCUCGGCAUCGUGCCAAUGUGUUCCUUCCAGAUGGAGAGAAUGUUCAACACCACCCGCAUCCCCGGGAUGGAGUCAGACACCCUGCAGCACCUGUUGGACAGCAAGCACCUGGCCGUCUACCACAAGGGCCGCUUCUACAAGGUGUGGCUGUACCAGGGCGGGAAGCUGCUGAAGCCACGGGACCUGGAGCUGCAAUUCCAGAGGAUCCUGGACGACCCGUCGCCCCCGCAGCCUGGGGAGGAGAAGCUGGCGGCACUCACUGCUGGGGAAAGGGUCCCGUGGGCCGAAGCCCGGGCCAGGUUCUUCAACCGAGGGAAGAACAAGGUGUCUCUGGACGCCAUCGAGCGGGCUGCCUUCUUCCUGGCGCUGGACGAGGAGGCGCACGGGUACGAGCGGGGCAGAGAGGAUAGCAUGGAUGGCUACGCCAAGUCCCUGCUGCAUGGCCGCUGCUACGACAGGUGGUUCGACAAAUCCUUCACCUUGAUCGUGUAUAAGAACGGCAAAGUGGGCACCAACGCGGAGCACGCGUGGGCCGACGCACCCAUAAUGGGGCAUCUCUGGGAGUUCGCGCUGGGGACAGACAAAUUCCACCUUGGCUACAGCGAGGCGGGGCAUUGCUGUGGGGAGCCCAGCGCAGCCAUGGCCCCUCCCCAGAGGCUGCAGUGGGACAUUCCAGAGGAGUGCAGGAAGGUUAUCGACAGCUCCUACCGCGUGGCCAAGGCACUGGCAGACGACGUGGAUUUCCACUGUUUCCAAUUCUCCAAUUUCGGGAAGGGCCUGAUCAAGCGAUUCAAGAUCAGCCCCGACGCCUUCAUCCAGAUCUCGCUGCAGCUGGCUCACUUCUGGGACAAGGGCAGCUUCUGCCUCACCUAUGAGGCGUCCAUGACGCGUCUCUUCCGGGAGGGCAGAACUGAGACAGUGAGAUCCUGCACCAGGGAGUCCAUAGCAUUCGUACGGAGCAUGAUGGACCCGGCCCGGGGCCAGCUGGAGCGUCAGCAGCUCUUCCGGGUGGCAGCAGAGAAGCACCAGCAAAUGUAUCGCCUGGCCAUGACGGGCGCCGGCAUUGACCGACACCUCUUCUGCCUCUAUGUGGUCUCCAGGUACCUGGGGGUGGAGUCGCCUUUCCUGGCGCAGGUGCUGGCUGAGCCCUGGCGUCUGUCCACCAGUCAGACUCCCCAGCAACAGAUCAAAAUGUUUGAUAUGGAGAAGAACCAGGAUCUCGUCUCUUCCGGAGGUGGCUUUGGCCCAGUGGCUGACGACGGAUACGGCGUCUCUUACAUCAUUGCUGGCGAGAACCUGAUCACCUUCCACAUCUCCAGCAAGUUCUCCAGCCCCGAAACGGACUCCAGACGGUUCGGGAGGAACAUCCGCCAGGCCAUGCUGGACAUCGCAGACCUCUUCAACGUUCCUGCCAACAAGGUGGCCAACUGACCCUGCGCCACGAGAGGGGCGAUGGCCCCUGUGCCGGAAGAGUGUGAGGCUGGCCCCAGGGUGGAGAGCGUGGCCCCAGAACACCAGGCGAGCUGGCGGGGCUGCCCCUCCGGUGCCAGCGCUCACCCUGCAGUAGGUCCCUGCCGUUCGGAGCCCGCCCGGCCAGCCACGGGUUCCUGGGGACCCACAAAGCCGUGGGAAUGGGUGCGGGAGAUGUCUUCCCUCAAUAUUACUGAUAAAGAAGGCUGUUUGUG
Gopherus flavomarginatus (Mexican gopher tortoise) is the source of this 2036-nucleotide messenger RNA. RefSeq names its product carnitine palmitoyltransferase 1B (gene CPT1B). NCBI's taxonomy places the organism in Eukaryota, Metazoa, Chordata, Testudines, Testudinidae. The transcript has 14 exons. Gene Ontology annotation, cellular component: mitochondrion. Gene Ontology annotation, biological process: fatty acid metabolic process; carnitine metabolic process. The record is from RefSeq and is a predicted model, not a curated record. The coding region runs from base 67 to 1782 and encodes 571 amino acids. Gene Ontology annotation, molecular function: carnitine O-palmitoyltransferase activity.